Molecule: messenger RNA, 191 nt
Organism: Mesorhabditis spiculigera
Lineage: Eukaryota; Metazoa; Nematoda; Chromadorea; Rhabditida; Rhabditidae
Source: the annotation of a GenBank genome assembly
GAGGACGGCGCUCGAUAGGCUUCGCAAAAAACAAGAGAACUGCCUACAUGAAGCGCAGCAAAACCUUCGCCACCGUGCUGGUCUCCUUCGCCUUGAUGGUGGGCGUGACCAGCUGCGCCAAAGUCGAUAUCCAGGCCGACGCCAGCGACAAGCGCGACGUCGACGCCCGCCAGGUCCCACGCUCUGGGCCA